CGCGUCGGGCGGGCGGCGGCCGGGGCGGCCCAGGGGCUGCCGCGGGGACUCGGGGCGCCGCCGAGCGGCAGGGCGCUGGGGCGGGCCGUGAGCACCACGGGGCCCGGACACGGCAGGUUCGAGGCCGGGCCCCCGCGCGGGGAGCCGCGGGGUGGAGACUUUGCAGCGCGGCGCGGAGCAGGCGGGAGCCGGCGGGGGCCUCGGGAGCCCCAGGGCGGCCGGGCCCGGAUCCCGGGGGAGCCUCGCGAGCCCGGGCCGGAGCCUCGGCGUGUGCAUCCCCGGCAGGGCCCGGGCUGCAGGAGCACAGAGCAGCCGGGCCUCGCGGAGCUCGGAGCGCGCCUGACCCGGGGCGCACCGUGGGACUCGGGCGCGGGGCUGGCGGAGAGCUGCCCCGCGGGGCUCAAAGCAGCGGAGUGGCCUACAGGGGCCCUCCCCCGGAGGGGCCGGGCCGGGGCGGGGAGAUGAACGGUUUCAGCACCGAAGAGGACAGCCGCGAAGGGCCCCCUGCCGCCCCCGCCGCCGCUCCGGGCUACGGCCAGAGCUGCUGCCUCAUCGCGGACGGCGAGCGCUGCGUUCGGCCCGCGGGCAACGCCUCCUUCAGCAAGAGGGUGCAGAAGAGCAUCUCGCAGAAGAAACUCAAGCUGGACAUCGACAAGAGCGUGAGGCACCUGUACAUCUGCGACUUCCAUAAAAAUUUCAUCCAGAGCGUCCGAAAUAAAAGGAAGAGGAAGACAAGCGAUGACGGGGGAGAUUCCCCUGAGCAUGAUGCUGACAUUCCCGAGGUUGACCUGUUCCAGCUGCAGGUGAACACGCUCCGACGCUACAAACGGCACUACAAGCUGCAGACCAGACCAGGCUUCAACAAGGCCCAGCUAGCAGAAACUGUGAGCCGACAUUUCAGGAACAUCCCGGUGAAUGAGAAAGAGACGCUCGCCUACUUCAUCUACAUGGUGAAGAGUAACAGGAGCAGACUGGACCAGAGGUCGGAGGGCAGCAAGCAGCUGGAGUGAGGCACCGGCGGCCGGGGGAGGCAGAGGCCUUGGUGAGAGGACAGCAGUGUGAUGCUUGAUGACAGGUGGUGUCUGCACAUCUCAGCCCAUAAGGACUGUUCACGUCUACUGUAAAUAAAGUUUGAAUGAUGGACACUGUAAACCUCUCUGUCAGGAGGAUUACAUUCUUACAGGUUGGCAUGUGUGUGGAAAGACUUUCACUGCUCAGACCGAAAACCAGUAUCAUAAAAGGAAUUAAAAACCAUGUCUCGAAUACUCAGCAAAGCUUUAAAUCAGCUCUCCUGGAAAUGCCGGGUGAUGUGCACCUUGGCAGUCACUGUGCAGUACCAGGCAGCCACGGGCGAGGCCCAGCCCUGCUGGCAUGGCUCAGUGACCGUGGAGGCACAGAGUGGACCCACGUUUAAACUGACCGAUGCCCACUGGGGACACAGCAGGCCGCUUUACUGCAAGUUUUGCCAUUUAGCAGCGAAUCAGUGUGACACGGGUCCCCCAGUGGCCCUGCGACCUGUCCACAGUGGGCACCCAGGGUAUGUUGGCCCAGAGCUGUCACAGCCACGCAGCUUCUGCUUCUGUCCUCCCACCCCGGAGACCUGUCAUUGGUGUCACACUCUGCUUAACCACUAGAGGUAGAGGAAGGAGUUGAGGGUGCAGAACUGGCUGUUGUGAUCCUAGAGUCGACACACAGAUGUCACAGACUGAUCAUGGUGGUGCAUGCUUUAGUCCCACCACUCAAGAGGACAAGGCAGAAGGCUAGAGAGCUCCGGAGUCAGCUCAGCUAAAGACCCUGUCUCAGAAACAAAACGGUGAACCUUGGGAUAGCUCAUCAG
Onychomys torridus (southern grasshopper mouse) is the source of this 1837-nucleotide messenger RNA. It is a transcript of the gene Sap30l, whose product is annotated as SAP30 like. Gene Ontology annotation, cellular component: histone deacetylase complex. The record is from RefSeq and is a predicted model, not a curated record. Bases 462 to 1010 code for a protein of 182 amino acids. Gene Ontology annotation, biological process: regulation of DNA-templated transcription. Gene Ontology annotation, molecular function: protein binding; transcription coregulator activity. NCBI's taxonomy places the organism in Eukaryota, Metazoa, Chordata, Mammalia, Rodentia, Cricetidae. The transcript has 4 exons.